GUCAUCUCAAAUUGAAUAUUAUUUAUUCUGAUUGCUGUUGUUCAUCUCUUGUUGAUUGCGCUUUUAAUCCACAAUCUCUAAUCUUGAACUGGAAGAGAUCAUGGCCUUCAUCGCACUGCACUUUUACUCUCUGUGAAAUUUGUCGGUUUCUACAGCUCUCUACGCUAAGAAAUCAACGGAAUACGAUCGACACUCCGACCCUGCCGACUGCACUGCAAACUGAUCGGCAAGCAGCGGGCCCAGUGCAGAAGGAAUAUCAAGGAUCAUCAGCAUAGUCAAAGUAACAAACCAGACCCAGCCAAGAACUGUUCGACGUCUUCUUUUUAGAUUUGUUUUCUGUCUGCCUUUGUUCGAUCUAAGGCUAAGGCUUCCGAAUCAGAGCCCUCGCGAUGCUCGCUCCUCCAGAACACUUUGGCAUCGUCGAGGACGACGUCUACCGAUGCACCGAAAUCGACCCCCUCAAUUUCCCUUUCCUGCAAACCCUCUCGCUCAAAACCAUCCUCUCCAUCGGCCAGCAGAAGCCUUCUCCUGCCGUCGACCUCUUUGCGCGAGAGAACAACAUCAGCAUCAAACACAUGAAACUUCCCUCCUGGAAGAUAUCUGAAGAAGAAUGGAAACUCCUCCCCGACAAAGUCGCCGAAGCAAGUCUCUCCUACGUCCUCAACAUCAAAAACUACCCAAUCCUCAUCAUCGACCUAUCAUGCACAUUCAUCGGAGUCCUCCGCAAAUUAGAGCACUGGACCCUCUCCUCCAUCAUCAACGAAUACCGCGAAAUCUCGUUCGACAGAUCACAGUACCUAUACGAGCUCUACAUAGAAAUGGUCGAUCUCAGUAAAAUCUCAAUCCCCCGCCUCCGCCUAGCCGCCGACCCGGCUUCACAAUCAUCCCUUGACAGUACCUCAUCCUGCAGAACAUACAACGGCGCGACCGUCACGAUUGACUUUGAUCGACUUCCGCAAUCACUCGACAUCCUCCCGGCUUCUCCACCUGACGAGCAGGCCGAAGAAAGCAGCGAUUGGAAAUCAUUCCCGAUCGAUUUGUUGCCGGCUUGGUAUAUCGAGUCUGAAUGCAUGUGGCUCGAUGACAUGGCCCGGUAUCAACGAGCAGCUAACUCUACAUAACCCACCUCCUUGUAUUAUAUAUCACAUCUUGUUUAUAUUUAAUCUUAUCUUUGUUUUGAACAUCGACUUCUCAUAUCUUUACACAUCCAACCGACUCUAAAGAGCAAAUCGAACACUAAAACAUAAAGAAAAGAGAAACAU
Messenger RNA from Myxozyma melibiosi, 1262 nucleotides. Its product is annotated as tyrosine phosphatase family-domain-containing protein. NCBI's taxonomy places the organism in Eukaryota, Fungi, Ascomycota, Lipomycetes, Lipomycetales, Lipomycetaceae. The transcript has 4 exons. Gene Ontology annotation, molecular function: phosphatase activity. The coding region runs from base 390 to 1121 and encodes 243 amino acids. The record is from RefSeq and is a predicted model, not a curated record.